GGCGGCGGGAUGCUGCUGCGGUUGCGGAGCUCUGUGCGCCGCUGCCUACUCCGAGCAGCCUGGGCACCGCAGCAGCGGAGCUCGAGCAUCCUUUAGCCACCUAUCUGGGGGAGACACAGAACUCACGCUUCGGCUUCCCUCCCGGCAGGUUCGUCUUUAAUUUCCAAGGUUGCAGUUCUCUUGACACAAUCCGCAGCAUCCUUCUCUCCAACCCGGCUGUGGAUGAACCUGGGGCUGGACUGGAUCCAGAAGCUGGGGCAGCCCGGGCCAUGGUGCGUCUGAGCCCUGAGCUCUGGUAAGGAAGCAGUGGCUGCGUUGUUCGAGCUAGGCGGGUGCCACUCCCGGGAACCUUCUCCCAGCUGCCACAAUGUUCAGCUGGCUGGGUAACGAUGAUCGCCGCAAAAAGGACCCUGAGGUCUUCCAGACAGUGAGCGAGGGGCUCAAGAAACUCUACAAGACCAAGCUGCUGCCUCUGGAAGAGUAUUACCGCUUCCAUGAGUUCCACUCGCCCGCCCUGGAGGAUGCUGAUUUCGACAACAAGCCCAUGGUCUUGUUGGUGGGCCAGUACUCUACCGGCAAGACCACCUUCAUCAGGUACCUGCUGGAACAGGAUUUUCCAGGCAUGAGGAUUGGGCCUGAGCCAACCACUGAUUCCUUCAUAGCAGUGAUGCAGGGGGAUGUGGAGGGGAUCAUCCCCGGGAACGCUCUGGUGGUGGAUCCAAAGAAACCCUUCCGAAAGCUCAAUGCCUUCGGCAAUGCCUUCCUCAACAGGUUUGUGUGUGCCCAGCUGCCCAACGCUGUGCUAGAAAGUAUUAGUGUCAUCGACACACCGGGGAUCCUCUCUGGUGAGAAGCAGAGGAUCAGCAGAGGGUAUGAUUUUGCUGCUGUCCUCGAAUGGUUUGCUGAGCGGGUGGACCGAAUUAUCCUGCUUUUCGACGCCCACAAGCUGGACAUCUCUGAUGAGUUCUCAGAAGUCAUCAAGGCUCUCAAGAACCAUGAGGACAAGAUGCGAGUAGUGUUGAACAAGGCUGACCAGAUUGAGACCCAACAGCUGAUGCGGGUGUAUGGGGCCCUCAUGUGGUCCCUGGGGAAGAUCGUGAACACACCAGAGGUGAUCCGGGUCUACAUUGGCUCCUUCUGGUCCCACCCUCUCCUCAUUCCUGACAACCGGAAGCUCUUUGAAGCUGAAGAGCAAGACUUGUUCAGAGACAUUCAGAGUCUACCCCGUAACGCUGCUCUUCGGAAGCUCAAUGACCUCAUCAAGAGAGCCCGGCUGGCCAAGGUCCAUGCUUAUAUCAUCAGCUCCCUGAAGAAGGAGAUGCCCUCAGUGUUUGGGAAGGACACCAAAAAGAAAGAACUGGUGAACAACCUGGCUGAGAUCUAUGGCCGGAUUGAGCGAGAACACCAAAUCUCUCCUGGGGACUUCCCCAACCUGAAGAGGAUGCAGGACCAGCUGCAGGCCCAGGACUUCAGCAAAUUUCAACCACUGAAGAGCAAGCUGCUGGAAGUGGUAGAUGACAUGCUGGCCCAUGACAUUGCCCAGCUCAUGGUGCUGGUGCGCCAGGAAGAGACCCAGCGGCCUGUCCAGAUGGUGAAGGGCGGAGCAUUUGAGGGAACUCUGCAAGGCCCCUUUGGGCAUGGCUAUGGCGAGGGAGCUGGGGAGGGCAUUGAUGAUGCCGAGUGGGUGGUAGCCCGGGACAAGCCUAUGUAUGAUGAGAUCUUCUACACCUUAUCCCCAGUGGAUGGCAAGAUCACAGGUGCCAAUGCCAAAAAGGAGAUGGUGCGCUCCAAAUUGCCCAACAGCGUGCUGGGCAAGAUCUGGAAGCUAGCCGACAUUGACAAGGAUGGCAUGUUGGAUGAUGAGGAGUUUGCCCUGGCCAACCACCUUAUCAAAGUCAAGCUAGAGGGGCACGAGCUGCCCAAUGAGCUCCCUGCCCACCUUCUCCCUCCAUCUAAGAGGAAAGUAUCUGAGUGAGAGUGCCAGGUAACUUCAGAUAGUGUCAGAAGAGAGGAUAGACAUGAUGACCACACACACACACACAGACACACACGCACAUAUACACACAAACACACAUGCACACACACACACGUGCAAAACUUGACAGUCACACUAUAAAUGAGAAGGGUUCAUCUCUCUUUGAGCACCUCUCCAAGUUCCCAGGGUUGGUAGAAGGGCAGCUUUACCUUCUCUGUCUUAGGACACAGGCAUGUGUCCAAACUUUCCCUCCAUCUCCCAUUCCCCCAAAGACAUGAGGCAGUUAAUGCAGAUGGCCGCCCACUCUAUCCCCAGUGCCUCCACAUCUAGGCUCUGAGCAGAUGGGAAAGGCUUUUUAUGGAAUAGACAAUUCACUUCAUUUUCUAUGCUUUUAUUUUUCCUCUGUGGCUUCCUAAGUAGAAAUUUACUCAGGGGCUGGGAGCUGUGAGGGAAAGGAGAAGCUAAGAGAGGAUGAUCAAACUGAGAAACCUCCAUAGGACACUGUACCACACUUGAAAAGACACUUGGACCUUGAAUUCUGCCUGCUGCGUUGUGUCAAAGACUCCCAAAUGGGAAGAGAAAAAGAACAAUUUGGUAGGAAAGCACAAGGAAGCUGCCCUGUGGUCUUCUUGAACAGGGCAUUUGUAGUUCAUGGGUUUAUUGCCGCCCCACCCCCACUCCCAGUCUAGUGUCUCUGGAUACUCAGUUUCCUUAUACAUACCAAGUCAAUUCUGCGUGUCAGGAGCAGGUUAGACACUUUAUAUGUUUUAAUCCCUGUGGCCUUCACGAAUGCCCUAGGCCAAGUAUGCUUCCCUCCUGUUACUGCAUUUUCCAGGUGAGAAGCCAAAGACUCAGAGUAGUUUGGGGUAGGUACCUUCCCAAACUCCUGGAAGUCACAAGGAGAGAAGGUUUAAAUCCAGAAUUUGAGACCCCUCUAUUUGCCUCAGUUCUGUGAUGGAUGAAAGAUCUCAGUAUUACUACGUGGUGACAAACCACAGGACAGUCUGAACACACAGCCCCUCACACAGCCUCCCAGAGCAUCCAAGCAAGGGAAGAAGGCUUGCCAGCCUUUGCUGGGCCGUCAAUCUGGCCAUCUGUCACCUUGUAGAAGCAAACUGUGCCUUCUGGCCUGUGCCUCGUGAUCACAACAUCACAAAAGUCCAACCCCGCCAUCAGGAGAGUGGACUAGCCCGCUAGAUAUUGUCUGUGCCUGUUUCUGCUCAGCCCCCCAUUCAUUAACCUGAAGCAUCCCAGCUCAUUCAGCCACAGGCUUUCACAAAACAGGACUUCAUGAUAAUUCACAGAAGGCCAUCUUGAGAGGACUGGGACCUUAUUCUCUAUAGAGUUCCAGGGACUCUGGCUUCCUUGGCAAAAAUUCCCAUCAUUCUCAGUGCCCUCCAUCCUCCUCCACGGUCUCCCCCUGGCUUGCUCCAUGGCCACUGAUGCAGUGGCUGUCAGCUACACUCCUACUGUGAUGGAAAACAAAGCAAGUAUAACUUAUUUUGUAUCUAUGUUCAGACUGUAUCAACUGUUCUGUGUAUCUACAAUGUGCUUAUAAUUGCAGUGUGUUUGUCAUUAGGAUUCAUGUUAAUACAACAUAUUUACCCUUUGGUACUCUUUUGGAGACUGAGUGUCAUUGUAUAGCACUGGAUUCUGACACAGCAUGCCUAGUGGGAACUUUGGAAGACAGUAGCUCAUCCACUCAAAGAUCAUCACUGCAGCACCUUCUGCUGGACUAGUGAUCCUAUCUAGUGGCCAGCUUACAUGAAGCUACAAUGGCCACUGUUUCCUGCUUUGCUUACGUGGAGAUGUUCACUUCAUCAAACUUACAUUUCUCUGAGUCAAUAGUAGAGGAAGAGCAAGACAGAGAGAUCUGAACUCAUGAGACAGCCCCAAGGUAACCCAGCAGAGGACCCAUUUCCCUGUACUUUGUGUUGAGCCAGAGGUAAAAUAAAAUAGUAGAUCAUGUC
Molecule: messenger RNA, 3945 nt
Organism: Grammomys surdaster
Lineage: Eukaryota; Metazoa; Chordata; Mammalia; Rodentia; Muridae
Gene: Ehd3
Product: EH domain containing 3
Exons: 6
Coding region: 368-1975 (535 amino acids)
Biological process (GO): endocytosis; endosomal transport
Cellular component (GO): plasma membrane; cytoplasm
Molecular function (GO): GTP binding; calcium ion binding; protein binding
Source: RefSeq, a predicted model, not a curated record